UUGCAGAAAAAAUGUCAGAAUGAGGCGCUACGAAGAUAUGAAAAAGCAAAAGGUUCGUACGGUGAAAUACUGGUUUCUGGAUCAGAUGAUUUUACAUUGUUUUUUUGGAAGCCUGCCGAGGAAAAGAAGUCGAAAACACGGAUGACUGGUCAUCAGCAACUUGUUAAUCAGGUAGCAACAUCGUUCGACAAAUCCAUAAAAUUAUGGUGUGGACGAACUGGCGCUUUCAUUGAUACAUUAAGAGGGCAUGUUCAGGCAGUUUACCAAAUUGCUUGGUCUGCGGAUAGCCGACUGAUUGUCUCCGGCUCUGCAGAUUCAACGCUCAAAUGUAUGCAGUGGACUGGAGUCCCGAUGGUGCACGUGUGGCAAGUGGCGGCAAAGACAAAUUGUUGA
This is a messenger RNA of Gongylonema pulchrum, 393 nucleotides long. Lineage: Eukaryota; Metazoa; Nematoda; Chromadorea; Rhabditida; Gongylonematidae. The record is from the annotation of a GenBank genome assembly.